Eimeria necatrix is the source of this 3969-nucleotide messenger RNA. RefSeq names its product CMGC kinase, Dyrk family, putative. Bases 1 to 3969 code for a protein of 1322 amino acids. Lineage: Eukaryota; Apicomplexa; Conoidasida; Eucoccidiorida; Eimeriidae. Gene Ontology annotation, biological process: peptidyl-serine phosphorylation; peptidyl-threonine phosphorylation. The transcript has a single exon. Gene Ontology annotation, molecular function: protein serine/threonine/tyrosine kinase activity; protein serine/threonine kinase activity; ATP binding. The record is from RefSeq and is a predicted model, not a curated record.
AUGGGGGAGGUGGCCACUUCGGCCCCCGUGUGGCAGAUGGAGAAGAGCAGCAAUGAAGUGACCUUCAGCUUCGGGCCCUCAGAUGCCUACAGCUACUUUACCCCCAACACUUCUGCUGCUGCUCCUGUAGAUUCUUCUGCAGCCACUGAGGUGCAGCUGCUGCAGCUGGCAGAAGCUGCUUCUCCUGUGCAGCAGCAGCAGCAGCAGCAGCAGCAGCAGGUCGGACGGCGGGAAGAGGCGCUGCCGGGGGAGCCGCAGCUGUCUUCGCAGCCUUCUAGGUUGAGUUUUGAGGAGCUGCAGCAGCAGAAUCAGCAGCAGCAGCAGCAGCAGCAGGAAGUGCAGCAGCGGCAGCCUAGGCAUUCGCACACCCUCAGAAGCAAGUCAAGACUCAUGGCUGCUGCUGCUGCUGCACUUGCGCUGCGUCCUUUCCAACGCCGCCACUCUACCUUAAGUGGCCAGAAGCUUCAGCAGCAGCAGCAGCAGCAGCAGCAGGCUGCAGCAGCAGCAGAGCUCGCAGGAGAGGGAGGAAAGAAGCUCUACGCUUGGGACGAGGUGGAGCAGCAGCGGCUGCAGCAGGAGCAGCACCUCCAGCAGCAGCAGCAGCAGCAGCAGCAGCAGCAGCGCUGCCGGGGGGGGUCUUCGCGAAGGCUGAAGACACUCGAAACGACCUGGGGUCGGCUGCUCGGCAGGUGGGGGGAGCGUCCUGCAGCUGCUGCUGCUGCUGCUGCUGCUGCUGCUGACGUUGCGGCUGCUGGUGCUGCUCCCGCUGCUCCCGCUGCUUCUGCUGGCUUCGCCAGUGCAGGUGAAGUUCCUGCUGCUGCUGCUGCUUCUACUGUUGCUGCUGCUGCUGCUCGUGCUGCAGCAGCUGCUGCGGGCCCUCUUACCAGCAACAGCGAAGCAUACAACAGCAUAGGAGGCACAAGCGUCACUUCCUUAUGCAGCUCGGAAGCAACUAUUCCUUUUGGCUACAAGCCCUCUUCAGGCAUCUCAUUGGCGCAGAAGCAGCAGCAGCAGCAGCUGCUGCAGCAGCAGCAGCAGCAGCCGCAACGCGAUAAUGCACAGACGCUUGAGCGCCAAGGGCACAUGCAGUGCCUUGAGUCCUUUGCCUCUGUAAUAUCAACUGAAGGCGCGAGCUCGCAGCACGCGCAGCAGCAGCUGCUGCUGCAGCAGCAGCUGCAGCAGCAGCAGCAGCAACCCCUGGCCUCAGCCGCAGCGCAGCAAGUGCGAGCCUCUUCAGCUGGAGCUGCAAGAAGCGACGCAGCCCGAGAGGGUCUUUUUGCUGCUGCUUGUGUCCCGCUGCAGCAGCGGCAGCCAGGGGUUGCAUCUGCUGGGCAGCAUUUGGCUGCGUGGGAAGCAACUACGAAUGAGGGAGGCAGCAGCACGAGGGCUCGCAGCUGCAGCGGCAGCAGCAGCAGCAGCAGCAGCCGCCACGUGGCACCCAACCUCUUCGAAUCUGCACUAAGGGCGGACGAGUCAGCUGAUGAAGUUGCUUCAGCAGCACACAGUCCCCCUUCCCCUGUUGCUGCUGCAACACCAGCAGAGGGGGCAACAGAGGCAGCAAAAGCAGCAACCCAAGACCCAGCAGCAGCAGCAGCUGCAGCAGCAGCUGCAGCAGCAGCUGCAGCAGCAGCUGCCCGGGGGACGCGCCCAAAGGCAUCGCCGAGGCCUCUAGCGCCUCCCCAAAGAAAGCCUUCGUAUGUAAAUGGAGCAGGAGACGUAGACUGGGUAUUGGCGAGUGACGAAGCAAGGCAGCAGCAGCAGCAGCAGCAACAGCAGCAGCAGCAGCAGCAGCAGCAGGAGCAACAGCGCCCCCAUCAGGAUGGCGUGGUGCGCCUGACGUCCAGGACAGCAACAUCAGGCAUCUACAGCCGCAUCUUAAGGCAGCGAGCUGCCUCAAGUGCAGCAAAUGCUGCAGCAGCAGCGGCGAGCAAGGGAGCAGCAGCAGCAGCAAAGACUGCCACAGCUAACCCAGAAGACGAAGAAGUGGUCGAAACCUUUCUGCUGCAGCAGCGCCGCUCGCAGCCGCAGCUUUCUCGUGUGGCGCAGCAGUUCGUGGGCAGCACGAAGCCAGAGGCAGCAGCACUUGCAAGACGCGCUGCAGCAGCAGCAGCAGCAGCAGCAGCAGCAGCAGCAGCGCAGCCAGCGCCCUCAAACCGGCCUGCCCGCGUCGUAGCCAGGAAGCGGGACCCCACAAGUCACUCUUCUGCUGCAGCAGAUGGAAGCAACUUGGGGUACACAGGUGAAGCAGCAGACGCUGCAGCAAGCUCGUGUUCUGUUUCGCAGUCCCCCUCCCUGCAGCUGCAGCAGCAGCAGCAGCAGCAGCGAGCCUCACUGAAGCACGAAAAGCUGCGCGGAUCUGUGGGGCUGAGUCACAACGACAGUCAAAGCACUCGGGUGACAUCUCGAGGGACAGUGAGUGCUGAGGGCUCUGCAGCUUCAACAGCAACAGCAGCAGCAGCAGCAGCAGCAGCAGGAGGUGGGGCAGCAGCAGCACUGAGGCGGCAACACGCACUGUCUUCGACUCCGCGGGAAGCAGCAGCGCGCUGCUCGCCGCCGCUUUCUCCUGCUGCUGUGCUGCAGCACUUUGGCUGGCAGCUAACUCCUUGGGAAUGCAGAGAAGUUUUGGAAUAUCCUGUAGUUUGGUAUUGGGGAGCUCUUAGGGAAAGGCCUGCGGGAGGAGAGCAGGCUUCGCUGUACGGGGGCCCCUACACUGCUGCUGCAGCAAUUGCUGCAGCGGGUGCUGCUGCUGGGGGUGCUGCUGCUGCUGCUGCUGCGUCUGCUGGGGAGGCAGCGGAGCGGGCGGCGCGGGGGUGCCGCGGAGGAGCGGGAGCGGAGUCUGAGGAAGCUGCUGCUGCAGCAGAUGCGUGGAGCCCGUGCAGCAACAGCAGCAGCAGCAGCGUGGGGGGGCAGCGGAUGAGCAGCAGCAACCGGCAGCUAAUGAACGCGACGAGCAGCAGCGCAUGCAGCUACUUCUGCGACGCCGACGGGGACUACAUCGUGGCUCAAAACGACCACAUUUGCUACCGCUUUCAGCUGCUGCAGACUCUGGGAACUGGGUCUUUCGGGCAGGUGUUUCGAGCUUUAGACCACAAAACUGGAGAAGAAGUUGCAGUGAAGAUUUUGAAAAACAAAAGCAACUUCCACGCACAAGGCCGGGAAGAAGUGAACGUGCUGCGGCAGCUGGCGGCGCUGGACCGGGCGGGCAAAGCCCACGUGGUGCACAUGGGGGAAAGUCUGAUGUUUCGCGGCCACUUGGUGUUGACUUUUGAACUGCUGAGUCACAACUUGUAUGCUUUUCUGAAACACAACAAGUUCCAGGGCUUUUCGCCGCUGGCCGUGCGCAGCGUGGCCAUUCAGCUGCUGCAGGCGCUGCGGCUGCUGCGCAAAGCCAAGAUCGUGCACUGCGACUUGAAGCCCGAGAACAUCGCGCUGGUGGCGGGCCGCAAGAGCACAGUGAAGCUGAUAGACUUCGGCAGCAGCUGCAGAGAAGGCCGGCAGCAGCACAACGCGUACAUUCAGUCCAGGUACUACCGCUGCCCCGAAGUGCUGCUGGGGCUUCCCUACGGGCCCCCCAUAGACAUGUGGUCUUUGGGCUGCGUGCUGGCGGAGCUGCACACGGGCAGUCCGCUCUUUCCCGGGGCUGACGAGGCGGACCAGCUGCAGACAAUUGCUGCAGUCCUUGGCAUGCCGCCGCUGCAGCUGGUGCUGCGUUCGCCGCGCCGCGGCUUCUUCUUCGAAAGAAACCGCGAAGGCGCUCUCGUCUUCCGCGCCUGCAGCCGCCCCAGACGCAGCAGCAACGCCGGCAGCAGCAGCAGCAGCUCCCGCAGAGCACCCCACCAGUUCCUUUCCCUCGAAGAAGCCGUAGAGCCGGCAGAAGCUACUUUCGUCGAUUUCCUUAAGGGUAAGCAGCAGACACCGGAAACCCCGCAGCAUGCAGUUCUCUUCAUGUUGCAACACAGACUUCGCUAG